Helianthus annuus (common sunflower) is the source of this 863-nucleotide messenger RNA. RefSeq lists its product as uncharacterized. The transcript is spliced from 3 exons. The coding region runs from base 84 to 650 and encodes 188 amino acids. Lineage: Eukaryota; Viridiplantae; Streptophyta; Magnoliopsida; Asterales; Asteraceae. The record is from RefSeq and is a predicted model, not a curated record.
GAAACAAAUCCCUAAUCCCCAAAUUUCACACAUUAACCCCAAUUUCACAAAACCCUGGAUUUACAAAGAAACAAUCUCCAUUAAUGGAAAACGGAAACAUUACCUGCGACGAUGUAAUCUCGAAGCUAAAGGACGAUGGCGAUUUCGACAAGCUCCGGAUCAAAAUCAUCCGCAAAAUCAAAGAAAACGAAGAGUUACGUAACAGCAUCGUGUCGAUUGUUAAGGAGUCGGUUGCGCUUAACCGUCCCGGAGUUGAGAACACGAAGGUUCGACAGCUGUCCGAUGCGAUUCAUCACGAAGUCGGAGGGAAGUUAAACGAACAGAUAUCGGUUGCGCUGUGGGAGUUAAUACGGUCGCCUGAUGGAAUGAAAACGGAGAUAACAGAAACGGUUAAAUCGGUUUAUGAUAAACUGAUGAGGCCAAAACGGACGGCGAAUGAUGGGUCUGCAGCGCGUGAACUAAAACGAACACGUGUUGAACAACAGAAUGUAAAUGUAAUACAUGUCGAUGAUUUGUCGGUGGAAGGACAACAGAAAGAAGUGGUUGACGGAAAACAGAAAGUGUUGGAGAAUGAUAACGCGCAGGAUGAUAAACAUGUGCAAGGUGAUGGUAGUGAUGAAGAUUUGGAUGCGCCACCUGGAUUUGGUUAACGAGUCUGUUGUUAUUCGUCUUAUGACGGUUGUAAUAGUUAGUUGAGAUAGGUUGCAGAUCCGUUCACAUUUUCUAGUCUUCAUGUAUUAGUAAUGACGGUUGUAAUAGUUAGUUAAGUGCGAAGAACGGACUAAAGAUUUACAUGGGAAAGCCAAACAGUGAUGAAAUAUUGAAAUGGCGGUUUCUUUGAUCCGUUACAGAGUUUCUUUGUU